AUGUCCGAUCAAUCCCGCGGCCGCGGCAGCCGUGGUAGAGGACCUCGUGGCGGGGAUCGUGGGGAUCGUGGGGAUCGUGGGGAUCGUGGCGGAGGCCGCGGUCGGGGCAGAGGCGGCGGAGAUGGCGGAGGUGGUGGAGGUUUCCAGGACCUCCCUCAUCGCCCUGCUGGCCGAGGCGACUCUCUAGGAAACUCCCGUGGUGGCCGUGGAGGAGAAUAUCAGGGUCGCGGGCGUGGAGGAGAUCGUGGGCGUGGAGAUUAUCAGGGUCGGGGGCGUGGAGGAGAAUUCCAGGGUCGCGGGCGCGGAGGAGGUCGCGGUGGAAGACCCCCCAGAUCUUCAAGUGAGUGCCACACAAGGAGUCUUCACGAGCCAUGCCCAUCACCCAGAACACUUGGGACAUUCAAUCUUACCUUGGGGAAUUUCAGCGAUGGCAAGCCGGUUAGCCCCCCAGAUGCCACUGUUGUCAAGACGGAAGAUGCCAUGGCUAAGGCGCUGGUCGCUACCCGCCGGAAAAAUGCAAAGAUACCAGCUCAAGCAUAUCCCGACCGACCAGGAUAUGGCACCCUCGGUCGGCCAGUCACCCUCUAUGCCAACUAUCUUCCUCUGACCUCGGUGGGUAAGCCCGUCCAUCGCUAUCACGUCGCCAUUGCCGCCGAGGGAGGCCGUGAGCCGGCCGGGAAGAAAGCAAGACAGAUCGUUCGUCUCCUGCUGGAAGAGCAUUUCGCUCCGAGCCUGAGGAGCAUUGCAACCGACUAUCGCUCGACUCUGAUCUCAUGCGUCAAGCUCACUGACGGGGUGUACGAUGUGCGCUACAAAAACGAGAACGACGAGGAAUACUCCGACAACCCAAAGGUGUACCAGGUCACUUGCCAGCACACCGGCAACAUCAACCCAGUCGACUUGAUCAACUACCUCACUUCGACCAAUGCAGGCGACAUGCUGGAUUCCAAGCCCGAGAUCGUGCAGGCCCUGAACGUCAUCCUGGGCCACCACCCUAAGACAGAGCGCUCGGUCGCCUCGAUUGGCGGCAAUAGGCAUUACAGCACCCGAGGCCCCUUUAUGGAAAAGGACAGCCUGGGGGGUGGUCUGGAGGUGCUGCGUGGCUUCUUCGUCAGUGUACGCGCUGCCACAGCCCGAGUCUUGUUGAAUGUGCAAGUCAAGUACCUGGCCUGCUACCGAGAGGGUGAUUUGCGUACAGCGAUUGGCGAGUAUCAGGGUCAUAAUGGUUUUAACCUUUAUCGACUGGAGGCGUUCUUGAAGCGCAUGCGAGUACGGGUCACGCACAUCACCCAGAAGACGAAGAGUGGCAAGGCAAGGCCCCCCCGCAUCAAGACCAUCUCCGGCUUGGCAACUCCUCGCGAUGGUGCUUCGUCGGAGACCAAGCCAAAGGUAGGCAAAUAUGGAGCUAGCCCACAUGAGGUUUCGUUCUUUCUGGGAGAUUUCGACUCGCAGCCUCGGCAACCGGCCAGCGGAGGUAGCAAGGGCAAGAAGGGCAAGAAGGCGCCUCCUCAAGCUGGCCCGGCUCCGCCUGGUCGCUAUAUUACGGUAGCUGAUUUCUUCAAGAAAGAGUACAACAUCGUCGUGGAUCCCAAAAUGCCUGUUGUCAAUGUCGGAACCCGAGAGAGACCUGUCUAUCUCCCCAUGGAGGUCUGCCAGGUCGAAGGCGGCCAACCGGUGGGAACUAAGCUUUCGCCAAACCAGACGGCUAGCAUGCUCGCGUUUGCUGUGAGGGGCCGCACCCCCGACCAGAAUGCUCGCUCGAUUGUUGCGAAGGGCCUGGGGGUACUGGGACUUGGCGAGCCGCUGAAUGCCACUCUGAGGUCCUUCGGUAUUAACGUUGGCUCCAACCUCAUCACUGUACAAGGUCGUGUCCUGCCACCGCCCCGCAUUUUGUAUGCCAAACAAAAAGAGCUCAGUGCAUUUGGCGGCAGCUGGAACAUGCGCGGUAUUCAGUUCUCCAAGCCUACUACACUGAAGAACUGGACAUACCUUUACAUCGACCAUCGAACCAACAGACACAAGUUCGACUCUCAGCAAGAAAUGACCAACGCGCUAAGGAGUUUUGCCACUACACUUAAGGCCAUGGGCGUUAAUGCUGAGAUGCCCCGGGGAGGGACGCGUCUUGAAAUCUUGGACAACGGCAACAAUUCUGCGAACAUUGAAAAUACCGUGCGCUCGCUGCAACAGGAAUACAAACCAGAACUCAUCGUGGGCAUCCUGGGCACCAAGGAUGCUCAGGUUUACAACACAAUUAAGCAAGUCUGCGAUGUGCGCUGCGGAGUGCGAAACGUCAACAUGCAAGCUGAGAAGGUUAAGGACGCCAACGAUCAAUACUGGGCGAACGUUGGCCUAAAAGUCAACCUCAAAAUGGGUGGCGCCAACCAGUCCCUACACACGUCAGACCUAGGCUUCUUCGCCGACGGCAAGACCAUGCUUGUUGGCCUUGAUGUCACCCACCCAUCGCCUGGCUCAGCAGGCACGGCACCCAGCGUUGUGGGCAUCGUCGCCUCCGUCGACGCGCAACUCGCACAGUGGCCCGCUGACAUCCGCAUCCAGCGCGCGCGUCAGGAAAUGGUCUCCAAUUUAGACAUUCUCCUCCAGUCUCGCAUCCGGCUCUGGGCCAAGCACAACAAGGGCAAAUUUCCCGAGCAAAUCGUGGUCUACCGCGAUGGCGUGUCAGAGGGCCAAUACGACACAGUCAUCAAUGAGGAACUUCCUCUCCUCAAAAAGGCCUGCAACGACAUAUACCCAGCACAAGACACAAAGAAGGGUCUGCCCCGCAUGGCCAUUGUCAUUGUAGGCAAGCGCCACAACACACGAUUCUACCCAACCCAAAGCGAAGACGCCGAGCGUUCCUCAAACCCCCAGCCCGGCACCGUCGUCGACCGCGGCAUCUCUGAGGCUCGCCACUGGGACUUCUACCUGCAAGCCCACUCCGCACUACAAGGCACUGCCCGCCCCGCACACUACUUCACCGUUUGGGAUGAGAUCUUCUAUCCGCUGCACCCAGGCACAGGCCCUGGCCCCGGCGCCGCGGAUAAACUGCAAGACCUGACACACAAGAUGUGCUACCUAUUCGGGCGGGCGACUAAGGCUGUUAGCGUGUGUCCGCCUGCCUACUAUGCCGAUCUAGUCUGCACUCGCGCCAGAUGCUACCUGAGUGACUUAUUUGAUCCCUCCCCUAUGGCGACGCCUUCUGCUAGUGUGGCUGGCACUGAGGGUGGUGGCCAGGUGCCGGAUGGCAGUCAGGUGGCGGUGCAUACCAGUGUGAAGGAUACCAUGUUCUACAUUUAG
Molecule: messenger RNA, 3294 nt
Organism: Penicillium canariense
Lineage: Eukaryota; Fungi; Ascomycota; Eurotiomycetes; Eurotiales; Aspergillaceae
Product: putative RNA interference and gene silencing protein (Qde2)
Exons: 3
Coding region: 1-3294 (1097 amino acids)
Molecular function (GO): RNA binding; protein binding
Source: RefSeq, a predicted model, not a curated record